Messenger RNA from Cladocopium goreaui, 633 nucleotides. Lineage: Eukaryota; Dinophyceae; Suessiales; Symbiodiniaceae. The record is from the annotation of a GenBank genome assembly.
AUGCUGCAGGAGAAACCAAUCAGAGGCAAGUUCCAGUGCCAAUUGUGUCCGGACAAGAUUCUGAUCAACGAAAAGCACAUGGAGGCGCGUUUCGUCGGGAUGAAAUGCAGACUUCGGCGUUUCGUGAUGUCCUUCGUGCAGUUGCACCUGCAAAGCGCUGGGCACAAGAAAAAUGUGAAGCGCUUUGAAAGAGCGAAGGAGAUGGGCGUUGAAGCCUUUGAAGCCGAAUGUGCUGCGAAGGUACAAGCACGUGCGGCGCAGGAAGCUGCUCGAGCAGCUGGGGCGCUGUCACGGAAAGAGCAAAAGAAUCAAAGUUAUUGGCAGCGCCGGAAUCAGCGAAAGAAGGCCACUAAAGAAGAGAAGAAGGCCAUGAAGAAAGAAAAAGCUGCGAAACGCAGCCAGGUUCAGAAAGGUGAGGUGAAGGAGCUCAAGAUGAAAAGUGAAGUGAAAGAAUUUGAAAAGAAGCCCAAAAAAUCCAAAGCCGAGAAGGCUCAGGAAGUGGCAGAGGAGGAAGUGCCUUUGAAAGCGACUUCCAAGCCUAAAAAGAAGAUGAAAACCACUAAAGCUUCCAGGCUCCAAAGUGAAGAACUGGAAGGCAGGGAAGGGAGUCUCACAUGUUGUUUUACCCUGUGA